AGUUUAGUGGCGUGGUCACUCGUAGGCGUGGGUAGUUCGAGUAAUUAAAAGUUACGGUUUGUUGCAAGUGUUAAAGUUCUUAUUAAGUGAUCUCCAAUUCCUGAAAGAAUGGUCAAGGAAACAAAUUUUUCUAUUUUAUUAGCAAUAUUAUUCUUUUUUUGUUGCAUUCAAGAAGGAUUAUCUAUCAAAUGCUGGGUAUGCAGAUCUGAUUCAGAUCCAAAAUGUGCAGAUCCAUUUGAUAAUACUACUGUGCCUAUAACUGAUUGCAAACAAGAACCUGAUUUAGAACAUUUGCCAGGUGUGAGACCUACUAUGUGUCGUAAAAUUCGUCAAAAAGUCAAUGGUGUAUGGAGAUAUUUUCGUAGUUGUGCUUACAUGGGGGAACCAGGAAUUGGUGGCGAUGAAAGAUUUUGCCUUAUGAGAACAGGAACAUAUAAUAUAUUUAUGGAAUAUUGUACAUGUAACAGUAAAGAUGGCUGUAAUACAGCCUCAUAUAAUCAUGGAAGCAUAUUUGUUUCUAUUAUAGUUUUAGCAAUUUCGUUAAGACAUGUACUUGUUCAUACUUAAUUUUUUUGACCAAAGAUUACAUAUAGAUCUAAUUAGAGAAUAUAUAUUUGAACAUAUUUUUUUUUUAUAACAUAAACAUUCACUUGUACUUACUAAUGACAUUCUUUUCGACAAUAAUACGAUCUUCAGGGAAAUAAUAUAUAUCAUUUCAAACUAAAUUGACAUUAGAAAGAAUUACUCAAAAAUCAUUUUAUAUAAUCAAAUAGCAUUUUAUAAGCAUUUUGUGCCUUACGAGAGAGAUAAUAAUGAACAAAAUAUUCUAAGGCAAUUUUUAGAUAUUUUUUUAUCUUUUCUCAGAGUAUUGUAAUAUUUUAUAGAAAUAUAUUUUUAUUAAUAUAAUAUACAUUUUAAUAUAAAAAUAUACGUUUGUAUUAUACUUACAUUUUAGAUUUUCUUAGUACAAAAAAUGAAUAUUAUACUAAUCAAAUAUAUUGAAUUUAUAUUAACAUUUAGCAUAUAUAGCAAUAUAAAUAAGACUGUAAAUUCCGUCCAUUAUUAAAUCAUUUAGUAUUAGUAUAAAACAAUUGUGCUUUUGUAUUUUUGUAUCCAUUUUCUGGAAACAUGGUUAAUUAUUAAAUGUCACAAAAAUAAAAUCAUUGCCUGCAUAAUGCAUCAUUCCUUAUACAUUUUGUACAUGUGUAUGAUAAAAGGAAAUAAAUAAAGAUACAUGGAAAAUAUUAUGUAUGAAAAAAUAAAAAUCAUCCUUAUAUAACAGGUAUAUUAAAAUAUAUUUCUGUUAUACAGAAACAUUAUUAUAUUAUACAUACAGAUUUUUUGGUGUGAUUGUAUAUCGACUCUAACAAUAUUUGUUGAAUUAUAUAAUUAAUUUUUGUUACAAAAUACAUGUACAAUUAAUUACAAUAAUAUAAAUAAUUCUUAAUAAACGUUACUUUAAUAUUUUUAAUUAUUUACGAUAUAAUAUAAUGGUCAAAGAAAAUUAUAAUUGAAAAGAUGAGCAAAUAUAUAUUGUUAUUAUUAUUAAAAGUAACAUCGAGUAUUAUUAUAAUAUAAAAUACUUUAUUUUACACAUGACGAAAAAAAUACUUUCCAUUGAUUUAAUGAUCUAUCUUAAAAAUGUUAAUAUAAAAUUGAAGAUCAAUUUGUGGUAAAUGUGGUAAAUAGAACAAAAGCGCUUCGGUACAUUUGCAUUACAUCGUAACUUACUUAACAGCUAAAAAUUACUUGGUCGCGAUCUGGCACAAAAAUUUACUUUCUUCUUUCAGAGAUAACUUCUAACUCGGACUCUCUAAUAACCUGGAAUUUUAUUUCAGCCUAAGGAUUCUAGUUUUAUCUA
This is a messenger RNA of Apis mellifera (honey bee), 1861 nucleotides long. RefSeq lists its product as uncharacterized. Bases 109 to 567 code for a protein of 152 amino acids. The record is from RefSeq and is a predicted model, not a curated record. The transcript is spliced from 3 exons. Lineage: Eukaryota; Metazoa; Arthropoda; Insecta; Hymenoptera; Apidae. Gene Ontology annotation, biological process: sleep; positive regulation of voltage-gated potassium channel activity; regulation of synaptic transmission, cholinergic.